GGAUUUUAGUUAGUAACAUUCGUAAUAAUCUAUAAGUUAUAAAUAUCUUUUGACAUGCUGAUAGUAUAGCAAGCGCCUUCACCUACGCGGCACUUACAGAGAUGGAAACUAUAAAUUAUUUAAGAUUGUCUGCCUGUAUUACGCUGUAUUUUCACUGUCUGCGAGCACGAGAGUCAUACGGCUACAUAGGGUGUUUCAAAGAUGACAUAUUCCGUAAAACCAUUUGGUCUCCGAAGGUAGAUUCCAAUAAUGGUGCUCAGUGUAUUCACACUUGUAUUUCUUCAGGAUAUAUAUACGCCGCGACACAGUCCCAUUACUGUAAAUGUGGUAUGAGUAUUCGGGGGAAUCCUAAGCAAGUCAGUUGUGGAUACAGGUGUCCAGGAUACCAGUAUGAAAUCUGUGGAGGCCGAGACAGCAUGUCUGUGUUUGACAUACGGUUGAUUACAAAAACGGAGAAAUCUGUUACGCAAUCAACUCCGUCAACAACACAAAUUAUUGCAUUGAUAACAUCAACAGAAACAGAAAGUACUAAGCAAGCUGAUUAUAAUCGAGAAAUGGCAACGCAGACUCAAUCAAGAACAGAAAUACGAAGAGCCGAAAUGCGAAUCACAACGGACAAAGCACCAGCAAACAACAGUAAUAAAGUUUCUUCUAAGGGAGGAGAAACAUCUGAUGUCCACGUUUACGUGUUCAUUUCGAUUCCGUUUGUGAUUGUUGUCAUGUUUGCUGUGACGGUAGCGAUUAUCUAUUAUCGUAGGCGAAAGAGACGAAUGCAGGAAAAUGAACAAAGUGACCGUCCAAAUAGUACAGAGGCAAAUUCUAAUUACUACUUAACAGCAGUGCAUGCCGAUAAUUAUACAUACACGUCUGUACAGGACACCCUUCUCCACCCUAGCGUUGCAAAUGCUGACAGCAAAGAUGUAAACGACUUGUUACACAGUAUGCCACUUGCCUCUACAGUACAAAAUGAAUAUGUAGACAUCAGUUACGAAGAAUUAGUCAGCCAACGAAAAGACGAACAUUAUUACAGUCAACCUAAUAAAAAUCUCCACAGGUCGGCUUAUACAACACAAUUGAAAGUUUGAUUGAGCUUGUUCAUUGACUAGUCUCUCCGACAUAAACGUACUGCCGGUAGUUCUCAUAUUUUGAUAGUUGCUACAUGUACACAUUCCUAACUAUUUUUUUUCAAACGGUCAUAAUAUCUGCAAUAGAACUAUUCUGAAACGGUACUGGGGUAAAAGCUCAGUAGAAAAGCGUUCCGAAACUAACUGCGUAAUCAUAAAAUGAAAUAGAUAAUUUUCCAUAUUACGUUGCAUAUAAUACAUGUCUUAAAAUUUAUGGUAUCGUUUUUAAAUGUUUUCAACUGUCCAAUAAUUAUGUGUUUCCAGUCCUUAUUUUUGAUUUUGAAAAACAUGCCUGUUAUGUGUUAAAAUGUAUGAUACUCUUUUUUUUAAUGUAUAACAAAUACAAUACAAUAUCAUUAAACUAAAAUUAUGUUUGAUUUCUAUUUUGAUGCAUUUUUGGUACAUGAUCAAAUACAUGGUAUCUUUUGAAAUGUUUUAAAAUAUAUGUUUUUCUUAUCUUUGUCUACUAUUAUGUAGUCCAAUCUUGAUAUAUAAUGACUAUUAUACAUAUUACCAUUUUCUAAUUGUUUUAACAUAUCUUAUAAAUAAAUGUUUUAUCUUUUAUACAUUUACCUUAUAUAUAAUUUCAUUUCUUAUCUGUUUUAAAAGUUUUAUAAUGCUUAUUUUUCAAAUGAUACU
This is a messenger RNA of Mercenaria mercenaria, 1763 nucleotides long. RefSeq lists its product as uncharacterized. The record is from RefSeq and is a predicted model, not a curated record. The coding region runs from base 102 to 1085 and encodes 327 amino acids. Gene Ontology annotation, cellular component: plasma membrane. Lineage: Eukaryota; Metazoa; Mollusca; Bivalvia; Venerida; Veneridae. The transcript is spliced from 7 exons.